AUGCGGAGGCCUCCGCAUGUCACCACUGUGCGUAAGUCGAAGGAGGCACGCGCGAAUCUCUUCGGCCCUCCCUGGUGGUCGACGCCGUCGUCGCCCCUCCCCGCUCCCCUCGCUCUCUACCGCCUUUCCUCUCCUUCCUCUUCUCCCUGUCGCCCUCGUCUUCUUGUCCCUGCCGACCUGCCGCGUUACCGCAUACAAUUCAAGCCUGCACCUUCAAGAGAUCAGGGCAACGCUGUGGUACUCAGCACCUGCAUGCGAAGCCCGUCUUUGCUGGUGCCAGCGACGCCAGGGCGCCCCCCUGGAGAGCGUUUACAUUUCCACCUUGCGCGGCUCAUAGUAGGUUCUUCCUCACCAGCGGAGAGUGCGAGCCUGCUGCACCUUCAAGAGGCUCAGCUGGAACCCCGAAGUGGUUGUGUAUAG
Prorocentrum cordatum is the source of this 420-nucleotide messenger RNA. Lineage: Eukaryota; Dinophyceae; Prorocentrales; Prorocentraceae. The record is from the annotation of a GenBank genome assembly.